Messenger RNA from Folsomia candida, 993 nucleotides. RefSeq names its product trypsin-1. The transcript is spliced from 3 exons. The record is from RefSeq and is a predicted model, not a curated record. Bases 39 to 908 code for a protein of 289 amino acids. Gene Ontology annotation, biological process: proteolysis. NCBI's taxonomy places the organism in Eukaryota, Metazoa, Arthropoda, Collembola, Entomobryomorpha, Isotomidae. Gene Ontology annotation, molecular function: serine-type endopeptidase activity.
UGUCACUUCAUUUAGUGCAAAUCAAUAUCUGAGUGAAAAUGUCAUCCAAAUUCAUUAUUCUUACGCUUAUUCAUUUGUAUUUAAUCUCGCAAGGCGAAUGCCAACUAACUUCGCUACAAUUGACGGAAGCAUUUUCCAGUCAGAUAAGCACGGAAUUUCAUGUCCACGAUCCGCUCAUCGUCGGGGGGAAGGACGCUCAAGAUGGGGAAUUUCCAUGGCAAAUUUCUCUCCAGAAAAAUGGUGGACAUUUCUGCGGUGGGAGCAUCCUCGACGAGACACGUGUCCUUUGCGCUGCUCACUGCUGUGAUGGUCAAGAUCCCUCCAAGCUGCGUGUCGUCGCUGGGGCGCACAAUAUGUCCGACCUCAACAGCCAACAGAACGUUCCUGUACUUCGUAUCGUCGCAAAUCCAAAAUAUAGUUCAUGGACGAUAAAUUAUGACUCUGCGAUAAUCACGCUGGCCCAAAAUCUAACAUUUAAUCAAAGAGUCAAACCAAUUCGUCUGCCUCCGAAGGGUCACGAACCGACGGGCAAGUGUGUGACUUCCGGUUGGGGAAAUGCGAAUCGCUUAGGCAUUCGGCCAGUCUACAUCCCGAAACAACUGCAAAAAGUUAACAUGACGAUUGUAUCGAGAGGUUGGUGUCGCAUCCCGUAUCUGCUGUUUACUCGCAGUUGGGUCUCGUCAAAUAUGCUGUGCGGGGGUGCCGGGAUUUUGAGGGGGUCAUGUAAUGGUGAUUCUGGUGGGCCUCUGGUCUGCUAUGAUUUGCCAACUAAGGAAGAUGAUGGACCAUAUAUUGCAGGAAUUACGUCUUUCGGAGUGCAGCCUUGUGGUCAAUUUUUGUUUCCGACGGUAUUCGCCAACGUAGCGAGCAUGAGAGAUUUUAUUGAUGGAGAAUUAAGACGCACAUAAUUAGCAAAUGAACUGGAAACAUAUUACGUGCAUAUAUGUAUACAUAUGUCUUUAUGCAGUAAAGUUAUAAUAUGCAAGGUUAUGA